This is a messenger RNA of Rosa chinensis, 2714 nucleotides long. RefSeq names its product 39S ribosomal protein L46, mitochondrial. Gene Ontology annotation, molecular function: structural constituent of ribosome. The record is from RefSeq and is a predicted model, not a curated record. Bases 1129 to 2562 code for a protein of 477 amino acids. Lineage: Eukaryota; Viridiplantae; Streptophyta; Magnoliopsida; Rosales; Rosaceae. The transcript has 9 exons. Gene Ontology annotation, cellular component: mitochondrial large ribosomal subunit.
AGACUGAGACUGAGAGCGAAGAGUGGAGAGCAGGCCUUCAAUUUGAAGCGUGAGAGAUACUGUUCAUAUAACAGUGAUUUGGCUCCAAGUGGUUUGACGCUUUUGCCCUCGCUUCAGAUUUUUUUUCCGGCUCUACCUCGGUUCUGGAUACGAUAUCGUCAUUUUGCUCUUUCUAUCUUUAUCAAUUGUUGAGAGAGAGAGAGAGCGGUUGUGUGUGUUUGCUUCGCACGAGGAGGUAGAGGGAUAGAUCGGAGGGAAAGUUUGAAACCUCAAUCCUGGUUGAGAGGGAGAGAGAGAGAGUUAGAGAGAUCGGUUGUGUUUGUUUGCUUGGGACGUAUUAACUAUAUUUCGUUCUUGGUUUCUACAAGAAAGCACAGUCGAAACAGAGAGAGAGAGAGUGAGAGAGAGUCAGAGAGGAAGGAGAUCUACGUCUUGAAUAGCUCUGCCGUGUACCAAUUACGAAACACCCAAUCUACUAUCUUCGGGAAGCCUCAAUCAGCCAUGUAUCGGAAGUGUGCAGAAGAGAAGAGGUUCGUCUGGAUUUCGUAAUAGCGGUCUUCUGCGACAGAGUGAGGCCGAUCCGAGAGAGAGAGAGGAAGAGCAGGAGACGGGAAGAGCCAUCAAACUCUCAGAUAGAAUUUUAGCUUUUUCGCGGAGCCUCGAUCGACAUCCAUCUUCACUAUUUCGUAGGAUAUUCGUCUUUUAUACUGGUGGAUUACAGUUGUCAGUAUUGUGGACUGGAGUAUCUGCCUGUUUUUGCUUCCUUGAUUGGAUCUUGCUGUAUCUAGCGUGAAGCUGAUCAGCUCUGAUGCUGUUACUAGAUUUACUGCCCUUGAUCUUCCAUCUAUUUCGUCUUUGACAUAUACCUGCACCCUUUUAUGUUAAUUCCUUUCUCUAUUCAUUAUCAGAGAUCGGUUGUGUGUGUUUGCUUCGCACGAGGAGGUAGAGAGAUAGAUCGGAGGGUAAGUUUGGAUGCUCAAUCCGGGUUGAGAGAUAAAGAGAGUUAGAGAGAUCGGUUGUAUUUGUUUGCUUCGGACGAGGAGGUAGAGAGAUAGAUCGGAGGAAAAGUUUGAAUCUUCAAUCCGAAGAAACUUAAAUGAUCAAGAGAUUGAGGAGUUUGCCUCGCUGAUGGUUAAGCUAGAAAAUGUCCGAUUAGUGGAGUCCAAACCAGAUGAAAGGAGGUGGAAGCUUGAGCCUAAUGGGAAAUUCUCUUGCAAUUCUUUCCAUAGCUUCUUAAUUAGUGGUGGAUCAGAUCCAAUUUUUCCUCCUGCAAAGUUUAUUUGGAAGGUCAAGGUCCCUACUAAGGUGAAGAUUUUGGGAUGGCUUGUGGUACUGGGGAAGACAAAUACAUGUGAUGUUCUUCAAAGGAGAAGACCAGGAAGUUGUUUUUCUCCUCACUGGUGCAUUUUAUGUAAAGCUCAAGGGGAAAGUGCUGAUCAUGUCUUCGUGCAUUGUGAAGUGGCUAAUUUCUUAUGGAAAAAAUUAUUUUGGGAAGCAAGAGUGGACUGGACAACUCCAUUACAGAGAAAUGACUUGCUAAGGGAAAACCCCAUAGCGUUUGGUAAAGACCACAAUAAAGUUCCUUGGUUUGCUGAGUUCUCCUUUGGUUUGAUCAAAGGCUGUGGUUUUGGUGGAUUUCGACAGAGUGAGGAUUGCAGGCUUUGUUUGUGCUACAGUUUCAACUCUGGGCAAUUGAUUGCAAUACCUUCAAGGUUUUGGGAAGACUCUUGGCUAGAGGAUCAACCAUUGAAAUUCUACUUUCCAAGGUUGUUCAGACUAUCAACUCACACUAACUUUUUGGUGGAAAGGGUAGCUAUCCCUCUCACCUUUCCGUUGAGCUGGGACUUUGGGUUCAGGAGAAACUUAAAUGACCAAGAGACUGAAGAGUGUGCCUCACUGUUGGCUAAAUUAGAAAAUGUCAGAUUACAGGAGUCCAAGCCAGAUGAAAGGAGGUGGAAGCUUGAACCUACUGGGAAUUUCUCUUGCAAAUCUUUCCAUAUCUUUUUAACUAGUGGCGCUUCAGAUCCAAUCUUUGACCCUGCAAAGUUUAUUUGGAACGUCAAGGCCCCUACAAAGGUGAAAAUUUUGGGGUGGCUUGUGGUAUUGGGGAAGACGAAUACUUGUGAUGUCCUUCAAAAGAAAAGACCGGGAAGUUGUUUUUCUCCUCACUGGUGUAUUUUAUGCAGGAACCAUGGGGAAAGUGCUGAUCACGUCUUUGUGCAUUGUGAUGUGACUAUUUCCUUAUGGAAAAAGCUUUUUAGGGAGGCAAGAGUGGACUGGACAAAUCCAUUACAGAGAAGCGAAUUGCUAAGAGAAAAACCUUUAGCUUUUGGUAAAGGGAAAAAGGCUAAAACCCUCUGGGGAUGUGGGGUGCUAGCUGUUUGUUGGGUGGUCUGGUUGGAAAGAAACAGAAGAAUUUUUGAAAACUAUGGAGGUUCGGAGAGGGAAGACAUGUGGGAGAGAGUCAAAUUCUGGGCUUCCUUAUGGGUUUCUAUUUCUAAGGAAUUCAAGGAUUAUAGUCUUUCUUCUAUUAUUCUUAAUUGGCAAGCAGCUGUAGUUUAGCCCCUAAGGUGUGAUUGUUCUUUUAGACAUGCUAAACCUUUUGCCCUAGCUGUCCUUGAUCUCUAUAGUGGACUCCUUGUCCGCCUCUGUGUAUUUUUGUUUUUUCUCUUUUUCAAUAAAGAGUUGUUUCUUUUCCAAAAAAAAAAAAAAAA